Choloepus didactylus (southern two-toed sloth) is the source of this 2973-nucleotide messenger RNA. RefSeq names its product 3'(2'), 5'-bisphosphate nucleotidase 1 (gene BPNT1). Bases 1234 to 2160 code for a protein of 308 amino acids. The transcript has 9 exons. Lineage: Eukaryota; Metazoa; Chordata; Mammalia; Pilosa; Megalonychidae. Gene Ontology annotation, molecular function: 3'(2'),5'-bisphosphate nucleotidase activity. Gene Ontology annotation, biological process: phosphatidylinositol phosphate biosynthetic process. The record is from RefSeq and is a predicted model, not a curated record.
AACUGAGGUACUGUCUCCCGAGGUCCCAAAAGAGACCUAUUGAUUAGCCGGGAAGCGCAGUACUGGACGCCGCGAGGGACCUGUCGCUUGAUACCGCGUUGUUUUGUUAUUAUUGUCCCUGAAGUGUCUUUCGUCUAGUUUUGUUCCAAGUUUGUCACCGAAACAGUUUCAUCAUGGUCCAGGGCAAACAAUCCUGUAUGUCCUGAAGCCAGUAAUCCCUUGCCUCGGACAGCACAACCUCACAGAGUUCUACAGAUAGGUUCCUUGAGCUGCGUUCUACACACAUAGCAAGUUCUGGGACGGUGAGUUCUCAGGCCAUCACCGGACAAAUUGGGCCAGAUGUAUAUGCUCGAAGUGCACAAGUGUUGCUCUGCUCCCUUCAGAACUGAGACCAGAGAUCUACACUAGGAGCACAGGCUGGCUCCACACCAAUCUAGUGAUGGUAGGAGAGAAGCCAACCAGGGCAACAAGAGAUCCUAACUCUUUGAAAUGGCUUUUUUCUUGAUUUGGUGCUUGCUCUGCCACUGCAGUCACUUCCCUGUUUUCUGGAGCUUUGAGAAAGAUAUUUCUGCCAGUUCUUACUGGUUGUUCAAACUUCUAAGUGGGGACAGAGCCCUGAAGCAUCUCACUUUGCCAUCUUGAUUGGAGUGAGGCUACCUAGUUGAUUUAGUUUUGUUCAGUCUCUAAAGGAAUAUUCACUUGAUUUUCAGGAAAUAAUUGUAAACACAUGCAAUCCCUCUCCUUUUUAAUUACCCCACACAUACACAUAUUUCCCUUAUGUUAUUCAUAGCUCUCUUGGCACUUAACAUUUUUAUGUUAUAGAUAUUAGAUUACAUUAUUUUACCCCCAAUCCCCCAAAAUAUUAGCUCAAGGGCAAAUAUUACAUCUUAUAUUUUUAUUCUCUAAAACACCUUCCACAACCUUUGUACAUCACACACUUCAUGCAGAGAACUUUUUCACAUAAUCAGCAGCCUGAGCAGGUUUCCCCUGUGCUACAGAAUGUCCCAUCUGUAACAAGAAAGCAUACUAGGGGAUUUACUGAGGAAACUAGUGCUGAAAUGUAGUUUUACCCAAGCCUUCUUUAGUAAAUCUUUUUUAAGGACAUACUCAGUUAAUUGGGGCAGUCCCAAGAAAGCACUCAAUAAAUGUGUUGAAUUGAGCUCAAGUAAAUAAAACCAGUAGUUGGCUUUGAAAAUAACAAAACACUUUCCUCGACUUCUUUUAGGGCUUAUCAUGGCUUCCAGUCACACUGUGUUGAUGCGGUUAGUUGCCUCAGCCUAUUCUAUUGCUCAAAAGGCAGGAAUGAUAGUCAGACGUGUUAUUGCUGAAGGAGACCUGGGUAUCGUGGAGAAGACCUGUGCAACAGACCUGCAGACCAAAGCUGACCGACUGGUACAAAUGAGCAUUUGCUCUUCACUGGCACGGAAAUUUCCCAAUAUAACAAUUAUAGGAGAAGAGGAUCUGCCUUCUGAAGAAGUGGAUCAAGAGUUGAUUGAAGACGGCCAGUGGGAGGAAAUUCUGAAGCAACCAUGCCCAUCACAGUACAGUGCUAUUAAAGAGGAAGAUCUUGUGGUUUGGGUUGAUCCUCUGGAUGGCACCAAGGAAUACACUGAAGGUCUUCUUGACAAUGUAACAGUUCUUAUUGGAAUUGCUUAUGAAGGAAAAGCGAUAGCAGGCGUUAUUAACCAGCCUUACUACAACUACCAGGCAGGACCAGAUGCUGUGUUGGGGAGGACAAUCUGGGGAGUUUUAGGUUUAGGUGCCUUUGGGUUUCAGUUGAAAGAAGUCCCUGCCGGAAAACAUAUUAUCACAACGACCCGUUCUCAUAGCAACAAGUUGGUUAAUGACUGUGUGACUGCCAUGAACCCUGAUAAUGUACUGCAAGUAGGAGGAGCAGGAAAUAAGAUUAUUCAACUGAUUGAAGGCAAAGCCUCUGCUUAUGUAUUUGCAAGUCCUGGAUGUAAGAAGUGGGAUACAUGUGCUCCAGAAGUUAUUUUACAUGCUGUGGGAGGCAAGUUAACUGAUAUCCAUGGAAAUGCCCUUCGGUAUAGCAAGGAUGUGAAGCACAUGAACUCUGCAGGAGUCCUGGCCACGCUGAGGAAUCAUGACUACUAUGCAAGUCGGGUUCCAGAAUCUAUUAAGAAUGCACUUGUUCCUUAAAGGAGAGUCUCAUUUACUUAGCUAGGAAAAGGACUGGAUUCUCAGAUGAAUACACACAAAAAUUAGUUAGAUGGAAUUAGAGCUUCGCCUUUACUUUAUUCAUUGGUGAUCAACAAUUUUAUUUAGUUACUUAGAAGUAGAAAUUAGAAUUAAAGUUUAUCUUGGUUAAUUAAUCAACCAGACCAAUUUUGAAAUUUAGAGAAUUUAUUAAGUCACUAUGUUAUAUUUUUUUCCCUUUUUAUUCCAAGAAAUGAAAGGUUUGGUCCCAAAUGAUUAUCAAGGUGAAUUGUUUAAUCAACAUUCCUAUAAACUAAACAUAUUUUUUUUAGGGCACAGAACCAUAAGUUAUUACAGGAAUCUUACUUUGUCUGUCCUAAUAAUUUUUAAAGUUUCCUCCUUCAAUUAUGUAUGCAUUAAAAGUCAUUGUUUAUGUUGUUGAAACAGAUUUCUGAAAAAAUUUCUUUGCAAUAAAUUAUUAUAUUUUAGCUUUUUAUGUCUAUUCACCAGCUUUUAAGUAUUUUAAAAAUUGUAAAUUCUCUUCUGAGGGAUUAGUAUAUUUUUAUGGUAUCAUUAUAAUGCUGUGGAAAGUUAAUGGCCUUCCCUCCUUCCAAUGGGUCAUUAUAAGAUUUACUGUCAAUAUUAUCCUGAUAUUCUACCUAGAUUUUUAUUUUUUUAGAUCUGUCCAUUGCUUUAGUGAAAUAUUUCUGUUCCUGAAUUAAGCAAGUGAUAUAAGGUAAUGGUUCCCAAACCCAACUGCAAAUCAGCAUCACCUAGAAAGUUUAAAAAAUAAACAGAUUCACAGACUCCACCUCA